AUGAACGACUACGAAAGUCGUAGACAAGAGAGGAUUAGAAAGAACCAAGCACUGCUUGCCGAGCUUGACGUCAAGCCCAUAAUCCCAAAGCAGGCUCGAAACGACGCCAGGCCUCCAGUAGUCAAGAAGAGGAAACUCCACCAGGACGCAGCACCAGCGCGGACUUCAGCCCGGAUAGCAUCUGCGGGUGUCAAGCCUAGCUACAACGAAGACGAAUUGAGCAGACCCGUCGCAUUCCCCGGAUCGACUCCCAAGAAAGGCAAAAAGCCGCGGAAUCCAAGAAAUGCCAACGACGAUCUCAAAGAACCGGAGCCCUUGGUUCCCACGAAGAACGUAGACGAGAUCCAAGCUGGCUGGGCAGAAUGGAAAGCGACAGCUCCGGCGCCCAGUCGAGACGAGAAUCGAAAUUUCCACUUCGACGACUUUCCCGAUUUCACACCCAACAAGUCUCCCGAGGAGAUGCUCCAGGAGGGCUGUUUCGGAGGCUCUUACUAUCGUCCUCUCCGCUCUCGCAAACUGGGAAUCGUGAUCGAAGACGACUGGCGAGAACUUCCACCGGACUGGAUUUCCGGCCUGCACAGGGAGAAAUUCGUGACCAGUCCCGAGUACGACGCCGAAGUGAAUAAGUUCAAAGUCAGCUGUGGCCAGAGUAUCGAAGAGUGGGAAGCCGCGGGGUGGAUCCGUCACGAACAUGAUGCGAGGGGGUGGUUUCAGUGGUAUACGCGCUUCAUUCGCGGGAGGAGGUGUGAGGAUGAUGAGAGGCAGGUAUCCCGAUGGAAGAAAUGCGUCGGUGAGACGGGGAGGUGGAGGAGGAUGUUGUUGAAGAAGUACAUGCAGUCGGGUGUGAGGGAGGUGUUUGAUGACGGAGCGGAGGAAGAUGCGCCUGAGGUUAGCCCGGUGAUGCAUCAGACUUGCCAUCACUGGGCGUUUGAAGUUCGACAGGAGCAUUUGGAUGCUUUUUGGGCUUCGGGGGGAAGAUAG
Lecanosticta acicola is the source of this 981-nucleotide messenger RNA. NCBI's taxonomy places the organism in Eukaryota, Fungi, Ascomycota, Dothideomycetes, Mycosphaerellales, Mycosphaerellaceae. The record is from the annotation of a GenBank genome assembly.